CUGCCUACUUAGAGCCUGAUAGCAUUGCUGAGCAGCUGUAGACACAGGGUGGUUGUUGGAGGACGAUGGAGUUGCUGUGCUGUCACGAUCCACUCAAGGGGCGCCUGUGUUGCAAUUCCUUCCUCUACAUAUCGACCGAGGCCUUCUGCUUCCCCUCGGUCACUGCCAACAUCAUCCUCUUCUCCAGAUCCUUCACCUCGCACUAUAGAGGCGGGAGCACCUCCGUUGCGAGAACUGCCUACUUCAUCAAUCUCUUUGGCACAACUUUUCUUUUGCCGUCUACUUCACCGCAAAGCUCUUUUUUCGGACACUGUUCGUAUUCAAGUCACGUCAAGGGCAUUUGCUUGAACGGUCCUCAUCAUGGGCAAGCCAUCAGACUAUGGGCCAAUCCUCAAUGGCGUGAUGUGGCUCCAAGUCGGCGUAUCGUCGGUCUUCAUCAUGCUGCGAAUCUACACACGAUUCUAUAUCAUCAGGAGCUUGGGCUGGGACGACUACAUGAUGGUCAUUAAUCUGGCGGUAUUCAUUGCUUUCAUAGCCACCACCUCGAUUGGUGUUUCAUAUGGGGUUGGGAAGACGACCGAAGACAUUGCUCGUCUUGGUCUUGACAACUCCAAAGCCAUCUUCUGGGAGGCUGUCGGCCAGGGCAUCUGCAUAAUGGGCAUUGCUGUGUCCAAGGCCGCGAUUGCGUUGUUUUUGUUACGCAUCGUCGUGCGAAAGUGGCACAUUGCCCUGCUCUGGAGUGUGAUGAUCAGCACAGCGAUCUUCAGCACCAUCACAACGGCGCUACUGUUUUUGCAAUGCAAGCCAGUAUCGUAUCUCUGGAACCCUACUAUCCCAGGUGGACACUGUCCCAUCAACUUCACAGACGUAGGCUUGUCCAUGGGCGCCUGGUCUGCAGCCAUGGACUUUAUUCUCGCCAUCCUCCCCUGGCCCGUGGUCAUGGGCCUCAACAUGAAGCGUAAAGAGAAGGUAACGAUCGCAUGCGGUCUCUCCCUCGGCUUCUUCGCAGGCUGUUGCUCCGUUGUGCGAACCGUGGAACUACGCACACUUGCCAGCAAGGCAAACUACGUCUACGAUACCGCACCCAUGCUGCUCUGGUCGUCCUCCGAGAUCUGUCUCACGAUCAUCUGCGCUUGCAUACCCGUCCUCCGGCCGCUGUACGUCCGCAUCGCUUACGGGUCGCGCGGUGACUCGAGCGGUGCUAGUGGAGGCCGGAGUCAUCCGCUCAAAGACUACUCCCAUAGUAAAAAGGGGAGUUUCGGGAAGACUCAUGGACUCAGGGGCAGCGCGAAGAGUCGGGUAUACAUUGGUCAGGGUGAAAGUGCAUUGCGUACUACUGUCAAGAUGGGCAGCGACAAUGCAAGCGAGGAGACAAUCUUGAGAGAGUGCCACAAGGAUAAUAUACCGGAGAGGGCUAGGGACGACGAGAUGGGAGUAGCACUCCCGGCAUGCUCCAGGAAAAACGACAUCAGGGUCACGACCACGGUUGAGGUAGAAGAGAACCUUGGAGAAAAGUUCAUCGUUUGAGGAUGUCGAAGUCGGAGGCUACUCUCAUGCAUUGGUGUCGAUGUGCUGCACGGAGGCAAAAAUUUACGGUUGUUGAGGAUUCAAAGCGUC
Didymella exigua CBS 183.55 is the source of this 1617-nucleotide messenger RNA. RefSeq lists its product as uncharacterized. NCBI's taxonomy places the organism in Eukaryota, Fungi, Ascomycota, Dothideomycetes, Pleosporales, Didymellaceae. Bases 361 to 1527 code for a protein of 388 amino acids. The record is from RefSeq and is a predicted model, not a curated record. The transcript is spliced from 4 exons.